Ostertagia ostertagi is the source of this 246-nucleotide messenger RNA. NCBI's taxonomy places the organism in Eukaryota, Metazoa, Nematoda, Chromadorea, Rhabditida, Trichostrongylidae. The record is from the annotation of a GenBank genome assembly.
AUGGCUGAAAAACUAGAUGUUAAGGGAGACAGUGGAGGUGGAGUUACAGUACCAUUUGGUGGAAGGCAUUAUUUGGUGGGUGUUGUGUCUCGUGGAACAGGUUGCGAAGAUUUGCUCCAAGGUCUCAGUCCGGGUGCACAGGCACAUACUGACCUUUCAUUCUAUACAGCUGAUAUUGACAGUGUGUUGAACAUGAAAAUUGAAGACCGUAAAACAAAAUGGGAAAGCAUAAAUAGCAAAGUAUAA